Messenger RNA from Nymphaea colorata (pocket water lily), 1888 nucleotides. Its product is annotated as CBS domain-containing protein CBSX6. Lineage: Eukaryota; Viridiplantae; Streptophyta; Magnoliopsida; Nymphaeales; Nymphaeaceae. Bases 540 to 1748 code for a protein of 402 amino acids. The record is from RefSeq and is a predicted model, not a curated record. The transcript has 2 exons.
UCCGCCGUGGAUCUGACAUUAUCCGUCAGCGUUUCUCAGGCUGCCAAAUUUUUGAUGCAGACCAUGCAUUGGUAGUUUCUCUCUCUCAUCCGGCAACCAUUGUCCGGAAGACCCACCGGAAAAUCUUACUCGCGGGAUCAAGAGCCCAUUUCCCCCACCGCCCUUCAUAUAACAAGGAACAGGAAACAAGCCAAAAGCCAGUGGUAUUUUGAGAGAGAGAGAGAGAGAGAGAGAGAGCGCAAAUCCUCAAUCCCCUUCAUCGGAUCCUCUUAAAUCCUUUAAUCGGGCUCUUGGCCGUUAGAAUUUGCGGGGGUUUGCUGCUACCAUUUUGGGAAAGAAGGGGAGGAAUAGAUAGAAGGUAGUUCUUGAUGGGAAGCUCUCUAACAGCAUGGAUCCUUUCAUCCUCAAUCCUCCAAAAUCUUUAGGUGUAUUUCUCCUCUUGUUGAUCCUGCUGCACUCCCUCUUAUAACGAGUGAUACCAACCUCCCUAUUUCUCGAGUCCUUGAUUUCUUGAGGGCUCUUUUGGGCGUCGGAUCGGCAUGGCUGCCGUGUUUCUGUACCACGUGGUAGGGGACCUGACGGUGGGGAAGCCGGAGCUGGUGGAGUUUUGUGAGACGGAGACGGUGGAAUCGGCCAUCAGAGCGCUCGUCACCUGCACGGAGGGCGGAAUUCCGGUGUGGAAAAAGCAGCCGAAGGGGGUCGAGUCCGGCGUGGCGAAGCAGCAGCGGUUUGUGGGCAUUGUAAAUUCGAUGGACAUCGUCGCCUUCCUCGCCAGAGAGAGCAGCUUGGUGGAUCGGGAAGCGGCUCUGAGGACGCCUGUUUCAGAGAUGAUCGUCCCCAAUAACUCGGUUCUCAAGCUGGUCGACGCCGGAACCCGAUUGAUAGAUGCUCUGGAAAUGAUGAAACAGGGAGUCAGACGACUUCUGGUACCUAGAAGCACUGCAUGGAGAGGCAUGAGCAAACGCUUCUCUAUCCUUUACAAUGGGAAAUGGCUCAAAAACAUUGAGACUUCAAGCAAUGCUGGCAACAGCAGCAAUAACAGGUUUUCCUCAACCAGCUCAAGAAAAAGUUGGUGUUGCUUGUCUAGGGAAGAUGUUAUCCGCUUCCUUAUAGGUUGUCUUGGUGCUCUGGCUCCUCUUCCACUCUCCUCUAUUUCCUCCCUCUGUGCUGUCACUCCAAAUUUUCUCUCUAUGGAUGCUUCCUCUCCUGCAAUUCGUGCCUCCGAAUCGAGGAACCAUGAUCCAAGUGCUGUUGCCGUUGUAGAACAUUUGAGAGAUGGCGACAUGAAAAUCAUAGGAGAGAUAUCAGCAUGUAAACUCUGGAAGUGUGACUACUUGUCUGCUGCGUGGUCGCUCGCUAACCUGUCAGCUGGAGAGUUCGUCACUGGUGUUGAGAAUCAUUCACCCUUGUCAAUUUCCGACAUCUCAAUCACUAGUCCUGCAGAGAGCAAUGGAGGGGGGUCUCGAGCUCAGAGGUUUAGCAGCAGGAGCAUUGGUUUCUUUAGCUCGCAAGUGAACCUCAGCCAUGGCAUUGGACGAAUAUGCCAAGCGAGGACCACUCCAUUAACUUGCAAGACCUCGAGCUCGUUGGCUGCGGUAAUGGCACAGAUGCUCUCUCAUCGUGCUACUCACGUGUGGGUGACAGCAGAUCAAGACGAGGAAGUUUUGGUGGGAAUGGUGACUUAUAAUGAUAUACUUCGUGCGGUCACUAGACCUCCAAAUUCAAUCUCUGCAUCUGCCUCAGUAUAAGGCAUUUCGCUGAAGUUGGUAAGUUCUUUGUUACUGUCUUUUCGUUGUUGGUAUAUGUUGUGGAGGUACUAUAUUCAGACGAUAGCUUAUCAUUGUUGCUGCGUUCGUUAUGAAUAAACACGAUGUUCUGUGUACAUAAA